UAAUAUCUGUUUUAAGUUCAGUCUGUGUUGGUCACUGGAUCAGUGAACACCUCCGGGUGUAGUACCGACGUCGAGCGGCCGUGUUCACAUGUGCGAGUGUGUUUGUUAGUGGUUGUGAGAUUUCUUUAUUGGGAAGCUCUCCAGGAAUUCGUCAAGAAUCGACCUACCUGACAGGACUUUGUUUUGGUGAACACAUUUUGAGGACCGAAGUCGUUGGAUGAAAAAAUUACUAAACACUGAAAAGUUUGUGGAUUAAGUCUAGAGGCAAAACUUAUCACGUCAGAAAAUGGCAGUGUGUUCUUAAUAGUUUCAUUUAAAUAAUCUAGAAUAAGGUCAGAAAAAAAGUGUUUUUUUUUUCUGGAAAUUUUUUUAAAGAAUAUACAGCGCAGUAUCAAGUAUUUACGGAUGACUGUUUUCAAGAAUCUUGACUUGUGAUGAUGUUGAUAUAGAAAAAGAAGAAUGAUCAAUAGAGGACCGCAUAUUUCUCCAAGAUUUUCGCGCAACACCAUUCUUGUUCUCCAGCCUCUGUAGAUGAAAAGGAUGUUUCUGGGCAACAUGGCGAUGACGGGGAAAGCGCCAGGCAGUGCUUGUUGGACAGCAGUGUUGGUGUUCUUAGCGACGGCCCAUCGUCUCCCGUGCGCUUGGAGUCUGCUGGAGGACAUCCCAAUUCUGCCCGAGUUCGAAGUUAGCACCGUGGCCGGUUCUACCCCGGGGGAAAUAUGGGUGUCGAAAAACAGCUCCUACUGCAACUGGAAACCGAGUCUGGGGCCCAUCUGCAAUUAUACGGAAACGAGCCAGGUUGUCGUAGUGCCAGCGGGAUUGACCCUCCCUUCAGGUCAGCUUGAGGUCGAGAUCCACAAGGCCAAGACUCUGCACGUCUACCCAACCUGCAUCUCGUGGAUACAGGUCUUCGAUGCCGGACUGGUGACUACCCUUCCCUCCGAGGAAGACUAUUACACCAUAUACCGGAAGAGGUGUCGAACAUGGCUGCGUAUCUACAACUCCCAAGCAGAUUCGAUUUCCCACGGUGUGAAGGACCUGACCAUCAUCAACACACAAGUGAACACCAUAAACCUGAAUUUCCAGAGGGACUUCAUGGCCAUAAACUCUACCAUCAAGUCCAUCGAGGCUUUGAGUUGGGAGGGUUACAGAGGAACCAUCCAGAAUACGACGGUUGAGCGCGUCAGCCACGUUGAAGCCAGAGACAACUGGCUCAUUAUCAGCAGUCACCUUGGUUUGGUGACACCCGAUGGGAUCGUUUUCAAAGCCCGAGAGAUGGCAAUAUCCAACAGCACCGUCUCUCACAUUGCGACGAAUGGUCUAAAGAUCACCAAUGGCGUUGCAUCUCUGAACAACGUCACUAUAGGGCUUCUGGAGGCGUCUGCCAUUGUCAUCAGUAGCCCCACCGCUUUCCUUUCCCUGUCGAAUGUCACGGUGAUAUCAGCCUUCGCUAACUGCAUCAUUCUGCUGGACAGGGAAAGGAUAUCUAUCAAGAAUGUCACCAUCAAUGGCACUCCUUUGGAUCUCUCCUCCUCUUACCUUAAGUUUGUGGAUGACUUUGUGGUACCUAAAAACAUCACAAAAGUACAAGUAGAACAAGAAAGGGAAGGAUGCUCUUCCAACCACACUACUCUCCUAUGCGAUUUCAGCAGUGUUAAUGAGAGUAUUGAGCUUAAUGCACACAACAUUGAGGGUUACCAUCUUGUCCAGAUUAAGAAUGUCAAGUCUCUGCAAGUUCUGUCAACUAGUUGUGAAUUAGAGUUACGACUGCAGUCUGUCAAUGGAACUCUUCCGCAUUUUGCCACCGAAGGCAACCACACGGACGAAAGCACCUCCUCCACCGCAGGAGAACCUUUAGAAGAUGACUGUAACAUGUCACUGUCAGUUUUAGAUUCCAGGCUGGAAGUCAUCUCUAGCAGAUACAUUUCUAAUGUUACUGUUGCAAACAGCACUGUGAAAAGACUUCAUGAUGGCACUCUACAAGCUUUCAAUGUGCAUAAUGUUACGGUUGUCACGAUGGACAGCGUUAAUAUAGCAGGUUCUGGAAGUCAGUGGAUAGGCAUGGUAGUUGGAAGCAUAAUCAAUGUAACUCUACAAGCUCCUGUUACAGCCGAGGGCAUUCUUGUUACUCAGAGGUUACGGCGAGGUGCCCUCACCAUUGAUCAUGAGGGAGCCACGACUGAGCUUUCAAAGGUGAAAAUUUCGACAAUGGAAAGGGAGAGCGUGGUUGUCAAAAGAGGCAAACUGAUUCUUAAAGACCUCGUGGCCAUUGCUAUCAAUGAGGGCGCCAUCUUCAUUGAGGAAGGCGCCUCUGUGGAGCUGUACAACAUGGUGUCAUUUGUGUCCUCUUACAGGACCAUAUCGGUAGCCACAAGGGACCAGGUGUUCAUCAAUGGCUCAGAAAACAUGGCAUCGGGACUGAUGAUUCACGUUCGUAAUCCUCCGCCACUUCCAGAUAUGACUUCUAAUCUCACAAUCUCUGCAAUCCAUCUCUCCCCUUAUUGUACUACUGUCCCGUUGUUCAUCAAAGUCUGUGAUUUCUCACACGUUAAUGAUGCCUCAGUGGUCGUUGACCUGGUGGGUGCUCAGCAAAGUCACCGAGCUAUAGUACGAGGGGCGUCCUUUGUAACACUUUAUCCAUCCUGUAUAGAAAAGCUCAUCUUGAUGAAAGUAGUAACAGCAACCACAGUUGAUAAUGAGAAUGACUGUGAGACUUGGCUUGAGGCUAAAGAGGUCCACUUCCAGAACAUCACAGCUGGUGUUCAUGAUGUGACGCUUACAUCCUGUAGUGUAGACUUUCUUGCACCUAACCGCAAGCUGAGAGACUUAGAUUUAGAAAACACACGUGUCGAGUGGAUUGCUGGAGUGCACUGGUAUGGAUACACUGGUCUCUUCAAUAACUCGCACCUUGUCAAAGUUGAAGGCCUCGUAGCUUCCAGCCGAAUGGUCAUGUCUAACACCACAGUAGAAAAGAUUCUUCCUCUUGGCAUCAGUAUCAAAACAGAGGGAGUUAUUGCAGAUUGCACCAUUGACGAUAUAUCGACGGCAGGAAUAUCAGUGGAGGGAAUGCUUCGGAUGAAGGAUGUUUCCAUUGGUACUUUGGCUACGAGAGCUAUUGUAGUGAAGGAUGGAGUUCUGUUUCUUUCUAAUGUUCGCAUUGAGUCGUCGGAAGCGCUGAGCAUCAUAGCAACCUCCAAUGGUGCUGUGGCCAUGCAAAAUGUUACUGUAGCAGGGAAGCAAGUGCACUGGCGCGGCUACAUCACGAACAGCCUAGGUCCAGAUGACCCAUCUUUGGUUUUCCUCAAUAAACAUGUCAGCGAUGAAGUUCCAACGAUUCCAGUCUUAACGCAGGAGGAAAUCAGCAAGUCAACUCCACAGUCUUCUUCAAUGACUAAAUCACUAAUCCCUGAUGACAAUGAAAGUUUAACCUCUGAAACUUCGAAGAUCAAUUCCAAGCAGAUAGAUACCUCAUCAGACUCCUGGAAGUGGGCUGGAAUCAGCGUAGGCAUCUUCAUGGUGAUACUCCUGGGAUGCUGUGUAGUCCUUACCGUUAAACUGGUCAAGCCAAACAACGGAAAGGCGCUGCCCAUCGUCUUCUGGAGAGUCAAAGAUGACCAGAACGACCUCUUAGCGGAAGACCAAGGAUCUGGGGAUUACAGUGAGCCCACCACCAGGCAUUCUGGUUACCACACAGUUCCUGGUUCGGAAGUCAUCUAGGAGCGGGGAGGGGGCCGCUCACCCACUCACCCACUCACUCACUCACUCACUCACAGCACUUCUCCACAAGAGGUCUCUCUCUCUCUCAGUUAUGAGACGCACGUACUUCACACACUUGUCUGCUUACAGUGGCGCAUUGAUAUUUUCUCUUUACAUUAAGUGUUAGUGUGGAAUGGAGCGUGAAUAUGGAAAGUAUUAAAUGAAGUGAAAAAGUGGGAGAGGAAGAAGGGGAGGAGGAGGAGGACUAUAGAGAAAUGGUGCAGGGAACUGAGGAAGAGUUGCAAAGGAUCCACAACAGAAAACUGGGAUGGUUAGCAGGAUUUCUAGGAAGUUGUUUGUGUACUGAACAAACAGCGUCGGACAUGACGUUGUUCUUUGUGACAUGGCAAAAAAGAAAUGUGUGGUUCGUCCUUUGCGACAGGUAGGGAACCAGUCAAUCAACUAUAGGAGAGUCCAAGAACCCAGAAGCACUGUAAUGUAUAUUAACACUGGUUGACCUGAUGUAUAAAAAAAUGCUAAUGUGUACAUUGCAUUAGAUGUCAUUUGACCUUAGUGCCAUAUAUCAUCAUAAUUCAUGUGUGAUCACUCACUUCAUCAAAGGGUACUCAUGCUUAACGAGGUUACUUAUUAUCAUAGCAUUUUUCACUUUCUGAAAUCCUAUUGGCUGGCGACUCUGUGACCUUGACCUGACUGAUUUGAAACCAACGAGGUCAUAGGAAAAGCAAGUGGGUAAGCCCCAGCUUUUCGCUUCAUCUAUCAUCUUCUUUUUCUUCCUGACUCUACCCCUCUGCGUUUCUCUUCCCGUCAGGACGACUGGUUCUAUCCUACAGAAAACAGGUAGCCGUUAAGAUGGGUCAACGUUAAAUUGCCGGACUGGGUUAGUUCAGAUUUGUGUUGGUCUGGGAGUUAAAUGUAACUUGUUGGACGAGAUUUUAUUUUUGUUUAAAUCUAAAAGGACUAAAACUGCCAAUUUUUAAGCUGAACUAACUAGGAAUAUGUUUGUCCAAAUAUAUUAUUCAACAAUAACUUUUUAAAGGAAGAUUUUGAAAUCAAAAGUAUAAAAUUACCCAUUAUUCUACUGAACUUGCAACGAAUAUGCUUCCAAACAGACUGUCAAAAAUAUUAAUUUUUCAAUGAAAAAAUAAAACAAUUUAUGUCCA
Messenger RNA from Macrobrachium nipponense, 4877 nucleotides. RefSeq lists its product as uncharacterized. The record is from RefSeq and is a predicted model, not a curated record. The coding region runs from base 532 to 3717 and encodes 1061 amino acids. The transcript is spliced from 11 exons. NCBI's taxonomy places the organism in Eukaryota, Metazoa, Arthropoda, Malacostraca, Decapoda, Palaemonidae.